Messenger RNA from Cryptosporidium ubiquitum, 525 nucleotides. RefSeq lists its product as uncharacterized. Bases 1 to 525 code for a protein of 174 amino acids. The transcript has a single exon. The record is from RefSeq and is a predicted model, not a curated record. Lineage: Eukaryota; Apicomplexa; Conoidasida; Eucoccidiorida; Cryptosporidiidae.
AUGAAAAUUACAGGUUUAGUUGUUAUAUUGGUCAUUAAAGGCUUAUUACUAACAACUAGAGUUAAUAGCUGCGAAAUUUAUGAUUUAGAUAUUAAUGAUGAAAGUAAAAAUUGUAAACAUUCUUAUUUUGAAAUAUCGGAAGAAAUACCCCUUAAUAAACUUGAAUCAUUAAAAUUCAAAGAAUUUAUUUUUGGUAGUAUUGAGCUUAUUAUCAACAAGAUCACAUGGGGGUUCGAAAAAGAACACGAGAAAUAUCUUAUUGAAAGUCAGAAAGAUGUUUCCUUUGUAAACAAUAUUUCGGUUGACGAAAGGAUAAAUAACUACCUUAAAAAUGCUGAUCUUCUAACAGGAGAAGAAAUUAAAAAAGGGGUAUUACAAAUACUAAAGAAUUAUCAAAAGAACGACAAGAAAAAUAACCCGGAUUCUUCAAACAGAAUGAUUCACUCUGAAACACUUGAAAACGAUCAAAUUUCAUUCAACCAAGGAUUUGUUAACUUAGUUAUAUUCCCCAACGAAUAUAUUUAA